Messenger RNA from Trametes versicolor FP-101664 SS1, 1105 nucleotides. Its product is annotated as SNase-domain-containing protein. The coding region runs from base 1 to 939 and encodes 312 amino acids. Lineage: Eukaryota; Fungi; Basidiomycota; Agaricomycetes; Polyporales; Polyporaceae. The transcript is spliced from 7 exons. The record is from RefSeq and is a predicted model, not a curated record. Gene Ontology annotation, cellular component: cytoplasm; mitochondrion.
AUGCCCAGCUGGCUCCCAUGGUCGUCUUCUGGCUCAUCUGACACCAAGAAGCCCACCCCAAUAACCCGAACGGAAGUUGAACACGCAGCAGAGGACCUCACCAAGAAUACCCGCGAUCUUGUAGCCUCGCUUUAUGCACGAGCCGCAGCACUCCCUCCUCCGCUUCUUAUUCUCUCCACCUUCGCACUCGGGGGAACCACUGCUCUAGGCGCGAGAUAUGUGUAUGCGCGAAACUUUAAGCGCGUCGCAAAUGGAGAGUGGGUCACACCGCAAAUGCUCGCGAGGAGGCGAUGGAUCAAAGGCUAUGUUACUAGUGUGGGAGAUGCGGACAACUUCCGACUAUAUCAUACCCCGGGAAUCGGUUGGAGGUGGCCAUUGAAGUUCAGAAGCAUACCCGUCGGGCGAACCGAUCUCAAGGACCAGACGAUACAUAUCCGUCUUGGAGGCGUGGAUGCUCCUGAGGCAGCUCACUUUGGACGCCCGACCCAACCUUACGCCGAGGAAAGUCUCGCUUGGCUGAAGUCUCAAAUUGAAGGCAGAUUUAUAUACUGCCAACUCGUCCGCAAAGACCAAUACGGACGCAUAGUCUCGGCAGUCCACUUGAAGCCUCGCAUAUUGCCGGGCUGGUUAACGACUGGGAGGGAUCUCUCAGUCGAGAUGCUACGGGCCGGGUGGGCAUCUGUAUAUGAGCAGGCCGGCGCCGAAUACGGCAAGUCAGGACUAGACGAAUUCCUCCGGGUGCAGAGCGAAGCACAACGCACUAAGAAGGGCAUAUGGAAGCGUGGCACUCGCGGAGAGACACCCGCAGAGUACAAGAAGCGCUACCGCGAUGCAGCCGCUUCAGGUGAACCCGUCGCAGAAGCCCCCACCGCAGGGAAGGGGACUGCGCCAGAGGCAGGCUGGUUCAGGAGGCUCUUCCGGCUGGGUUCAAGACAAUGACGUAUAUUAUAGCCGCAAGUUGCGGCAGUUUGGCUUGUAUACAUUAAGAGCACUGACGUGGGAAGAAGGGCUUAGUCAUGAUCUCCGCGGUCCGGGCUAUCUCGUCGUCGACGUCGACGUCGCGGCCGUCUAUCUCAAUAUGAAGCUCGGUCAACUCUGUUUUGCG